CGGUUCCGGUGCGUGCGGCCCAGCUGUCCGGCCUCUGGCCCCGUGCCGUCGUUCCUCUUUACCCGCUGGCUGCCUGACCGGCCGCUCGAAAGAUGUUCCGAAUUGGAUUAAAAUUUCCGUGCAACGGUCUGAAUCGGGUCAAAAAACACGGCCACUGCUCUAGGCUACACCUGAUCGCUAGGUACUACGAGUCGCGAGCGCGCUUCAAGUACGAGGAUGGGAGACUAUGCAGAGAUGUUAGGUUUAUAUCCAGGUUUACUGGACCAAAGUAUUCGACCGCACCACCAAAAAGUGACAAGAGUCAGGGAUCGGGAACGCUAAUAACUCUAGGCGCUGUAACCAUAGGUACUUUAGGAAUACUAACAUACGCAAAACGAGACCCAGAGUUUCGAGCCACCCUUGAAGGCUGGAUUCCUGGCACAGACAAAGCUGUCCGGGUUAUCUUUUUGGAAGAUUCCAAUUACCUCGAUGCUGUAUUUACGUUCUUCGAAACAUUAAAACAGACGAUAUUGGGCGUGUUCAUCAAGGAAACGACACCAGAAUCAGGUCAGACAAGAAUACAGUACACAAAAGUUGUAGAAUACAUACCACCCAAACCAGCUUUUAAACCACUGGUUGAGCAAAAAGAAGUGCCUAUUAACAAAAAUUCCGAAAAAAAGAAUGCUGAAAUUCGUGUUAGUAAAGAGAAGGGCGAAAAAGUUGAUGUUGUGGUUGAGAAGACAUCGUCACCUCCUAAAACUGUACGUGAUGAACUGAUACCGCAAAAUCUCAUUGAGUUAGAAACAUAUUGUGGUGAAGCUGCUGCUAAAGCUAUCACAGCCUAUCACAAGGCAGUGUCCGCACUUGAAGAAUACAAUCGAGAUGUCAUUAAAGUGAUUGAAAGCGCUGGCACUACGAUAAACGCAGCUGUCUGGCAGAGGUUAAAGGAGGCAACGGAACAGAGGAAACAGUCCGUACAGGAGGCGGAACAACAUGCGAAAGAUGCGUUAGAUUCGCUUAAGCGCAUGUUCAAUCUAAUUGAUGAUCCUUUACUUGAAGCAGCCGCUCAUAUGAAAACAGCUGCGAAGCGGAAUAUUAGAAAAGUUAUGGACGAUGUGGACGAAGCUAAAAAAAAAUACACUGAGGAGUUGCAGAGCAGUAACAUCGUGGAGCGCUACUGGAAGCAGGUUCACACAGCGCGGGAGAACUUUAACGAAGAAUUGCAAAUCCUAUUUCCCAAUAUAAAUAUUCAUGAUAGGAAGCUGUCUGUCAGCGAAGAAGCUUUUGAUUUAUUCGUUCUGCAUAUGUAUCACAAAGUUAACAAUUUGCAAAAAGAGCUUGAGAAAUUGAGAACGAUCAAUGAAGCUAAAGUGAAAACGGCAUUGAGGGCGACGGGUGAUGAUGCAACUCAAGAAAAGUUGGACGCGCUGAUCGGCCUCGCGGUUGACCAGGAAAGACUCGCGCUUGAAGAUAAGCACGCGAAAAAGCUGCUGACAGAGCAGAAGAAGCUCGACGACGAGAUGCGGCGGCAGCUGAAAUUGCAGUCGGAGAUACACGCCGAUCAUCUUCGAGAGGCACUUUCGGUCAAAGAGCAGGAAACGCAAAGGAUGCUGCAGCGCGCGCUCAACGAGCAAGCCGACGCAGACUCCAUAAAGUAUAAGACACAGCUCGCAGAGGUAGUUGGAAGGUCACGUGCUGUCACAACGGCUCUCAAAGCUCGUAUGGAGGAGGAGAAGGGUGCAUCGAAUGUACAGAUCCUUUGGGCGGCCUGUCAAGCUUUGGCCAGGACAGUAAAAAUCAUGCCGCUAGGUGCACCAAAGGAUAAACCAAUUAAACCGUUAGAAUCCGAAAUGAAGGCCGUCGUCAAGGCAGCACCGAAGGAGGAUCCCCUGGUGUGCGCCGCUAUCCAGAGCAUUCCCGAGGAGGCGGCCAAAAGAGGCGUAUUCGCGGAAGAUACUCUCCGCGAGAGGUUCCUCAAGGUAGAGAGCGUGGCGAGAAGAUUAGCUAUGGUGCCUGAAGGCGGUGCAGCUCUACCUAUAUAUCUUCUUAGUUAUCUUCAAAGUUUCUUGAUCAUCAAAACGGCCAAUCCAAUUCCGAAAAGGGAGCUCGAAGACGAGCCAAUCGACGUAGACUCACUGAAUACGUACGACAUACUCCAGCGUGCCAGAUACUGGCUGGAUCGCGGCGACUUUAAAAUGACCCUGAGGUACAUGAAUCUACUCAAGGGUGCAUCGAGAAGCGUCGCCAGCGACUGGAUGAACGAGACUAGGAUCCUGCUGGAGACACAGCAGGCAAUUGACACCCUGCUGGCAUACGCAGGUGCGACUGGUCUCAUAUAUCUUGGCGCCGGUGAUCCUGCCAAGCAGAAGUAAAGCGGGCAGAGCGUAGAAAACUGUUCCGAACCACGAAACGGGGGCGUCCAUAGAAAAACGGGGCGGGGAUGAACAGGGAGGGGAACAGGGAGAGACGGAGUUAACCGACAACAGUGAAGAAACCGAAGGAAGACAGAACACAGAAAUAUCGCUGCCAGCCUUGUAUAGUCAACAAUAUAUCUUUUCUAGCAAUUAAAAAAAUAUAGAAUACCGUAUCCAGCGGGAGAGCCGAAUACAGUGAGACACUUUUCUUUUUCAACCCCAUGAUGAUCGUUGCACGUAAACAUACUUUCGCGCGCAUUAAGAUACCGCUUUCAGAACUCGAUUUAAAAAUUUCAAUAGAAGAUACAUGUGAAAGAGGAAUUCCAAAUAACUGGGAUAUAGAUUUCGAGAGUGUGCCGUUGAACGGAACCGUGAUACGAAAUUUGAUGCUGUGAAAUAUUUUAUUUCCGAUAAUAUUUUAUUUAAAUAAACAUUUUAUCUGAUAAAUUCGCUUCUCUCAUCACGCCGAGUUUUUUCUAUUCAGGACGGAGCCCAAAGAUUUGACAUCCUGCCAAAGUAAUCCGUGUGCGAAAGUCGGUGUAUGCCAAACAUUUAUUUUUACUCGCUGCUAUUCCGCCCAACGGCUCGAGUAACGAAUCGACGGAGUAGAAAGUUACCGGACGCAGUGUAAAUACCAGAGGCAAUUUUAUUUUAAGGAGGGCGGUAUAGAAAAGCGUUUAAUCGCGUCCUACAUUUUAUCUCGCAGCGCGCCACGCACGAAUACUUAAAAUUUUUUUUUACGAUUGACACGUGCAGCGCGCGUCGUUCAGCUACGUUUUGCACGCGUGUCAGAAUUGCCGUUUCGGAUUUGCAUUUUCACCCGAUGCGCGUACAUUUGCCGAACUUUCCUCGAGCUGAUUCAUCUAUCCAUCCAUCCAUCUAUCUAUCCAUCUAGGAUUGAGUACCUUUUGCUUUAUAACCGGAUAUUACUCUUCCUCCCGCGCUCCGUACUCUCGUCACUCGUAUCGCAUCGAUCGUUGCGCGUGUCGCGUGCCGUUACCUCGUCUUUCGCCUCUCGAAACUCGAAACCUCUUCGCGAUUUCGGACGGGACGGCGAAGCUUGCUAGAUAUGAUUGUAAAAAUUGGAAAUAAAAUUGUUUUUCGUGAUGUAA
Molecule: messenger RNA, 3505 nt
Organism: Monomorium pharaonis (pharaoh ant)
Lineage: Eukaryota; Metazoa; Arthropoda; Insecta; Hymenoptera; Formicidae
Gene: Mitofilin
Product: MICOS complex subunit Mic60
Exons: 15
Coding region: 93-2351 (752 amino acids)
Biological process (GO): cristae formation
Cellular component (GO): MICOS complex
Source: RefSeq, a predicted model, not a curated record